AUGCCUGUGAACACCACAGAAGCUGCUCUUCUUGUUUCAAUUCAAAUAACUGUGAGUUCAAGCAAGUUAAAACUAAUUAUGUAUCUUUAUCUUUGUACUCAAAAAAAGUCCUGCUCAACAGAAUAUCCCCAGCGCAUUUCACUGCCUAUGUUCAUUUGCCGCUACUGCUGCCAGGAAGCCUGUGCUAACUCUCUUUGCCUCAAUUUUACUGUUAAAUCUCUUUUUAAACCUUCACAGCCCAGAUACAAAGUACAGACCUCAAUAGAUAAGACUUCUUUCCUUAAGUGUGACAGUGACAAUGACAAGGGAAACCCUUUGGGUCUCCCAAGAGAGAAGGUAAAUAGCACCAAAGCAUGGAGAGAAUUGCAUCAAAUGCUGGGAGACAUAGGGAAAAAACUCAGGAUGAUUCUACUGAACAUCAAUCUUGAGAAAAACAAGAUCAUGGCCAGAGAGAUAAAGGAGGUGUGGGCGAAUGACCAGGAACUCAUACAGUAUUUCAGGAAGAUCCUCAUAAGAGACUGCAAUCACUGGCUGAAAAACUUCUUACAGCACCAGGGGAAGAAGUGCCAGGUAGUUAACCGAGUUAACUGA
Molecule: messenger RNA, 591 nt
Organism: Octodon degus (degu)
Lineage: Eukaryota; Metazoa; Chordata; Mammalia; Rodentia; Octodontidae
Gene: Raet1e
Product: retinoic acid early transcript 1E
Exons: 6
Coding region: 1-591 (196 amino acids)
Biological process (GO): antigen processing and presentation of endogenous peptide antigen via MHC class I via ER pathway, TAP-independent; antigen processing and presentation of endogenous peptide antigen via MHC class Ib; immune response
Cellular component (GO): external side of plasma membrane
Source: RefSeq, a predicted model, not a curated record